AUGGUUCGAUUAAACUCUACCUGUUUUCAGCAAUUCCUACCGCAUCUGUCCAAUGCCGAUGAACGAGCAUUCGUGAUAGUAAACAAGGAUGGCGACUAUGCCAUCGUUAAGGGCAGAUGGACGGGUUUCUCCAGAAAGCAGCCUGCUUCGAAAGGUCAAAAAGCGAAACCGGGCUCCGCUGGUCGACUUCUCGUUGAUGCCUUCAACCUUCUGAAAAAUACAGUGCAAAAAAUCGAAGUGCCAUCUCCUGAGGGUUCAACGUUAUUCGUGAUUGGUGAUGCACAAGCACGUCUUCCGGGUAAGCGGAUAGAGUGCCGAUCAAAACGAAUACCGCAGAGCAAAUUGCCUCAGUCUUUUGUGUCUCCACCCUGUUCGUGCUUUGCAAUCCAGACAAGGUACGUCGCUAUUGACCUUACUUCCCGUUAUGACCGACUUUUUCACAGAGGUUCGUGA
Molecule: messenger RNA, 453 nt
Organism: Cooperia oncophora
Lineage: Eukaryota; Metazoa; Nematoda; Chromadorea; Rhabditida; Trichostrongylidae
Source: the annotation of a GenBank genome assembly